This is a messenger RNA of Loa loa (African eye worm), 804 nucleotides long. RefSeq lists its product as hypothetical. Bases 1 to 804 code for a protein of 267 amino acids. The transcript has 5 exons. The record is from RefSeq and is a predicted model, not a curated record. NCBI's taxonomy places the organism in Eukaryota, Metazoa, Nematoda, Chromadorea, Rhabditida, Onchocercidae.
AUGGCAUCGAAUGAUAUGAUAACUUUUCCAGAUGCAUUAGUUUAUUUUUGCAUGGAAUUAAGUAAGGAUUGUCGUGAUAUACCGUUGGAGAAUAUUAAUCGAGCGUUAAGUAAUGAUUUGAAACAGUUAAUUAACGAAGAAUGCGAUCAGAUCGAUAGCUAUUCAAAAUCACUAAAAUCAUUCCUAACGCAAGAUUUCAUCAAUUUAUGGUUAGCAUGUGAUUGUAAUGAUCCAUUGGUUGAAGAUAUUUGGAAUGUGCGGAAUGAGCAACUUGGUGUACUUCCAGAUGAUAUUGUUCCAAUACAAGAUGGUCCAUAUAAACAAGCUUUGAAAGCCUUAUCAAAUGGUGAAUUAUCACUGGUAAUGAAAAGUUUGGAAGAAGCAUCGAUGAAAGGGAAAUAUCGGUUGGAAGCCAUCUUAUUGUUAGCGUUUGCGCACACACGUGACGAUGGAGGAAUUGUUGACAAAUAUUUGGACCGGUUCGAACGGAUAUGGGAACAAAAACCCACCGGGUAUGACACACGCCGCUGUAAGCAAUUGGUUGUACGUUACGUAAGCAUAUCACGUGCGAUACGAUACAAUCCUUUCAGUGGUAAAAAAUUAGAAAAUGAGACAAACGAAGUGGAAGCUAGUCUGUAUUUACAAGAAGCAUUGGUAAUCUUUUGGAGACGAGCAAAUCCGGAUAUUGGUGAAGUUUUCUGGAAAAAAGGAUUCAAGAAUGAUAAUAGACGGAAAUUGCAGCAUAUCCAGAAAUUAUGCGACUUAGCAUUGACAGUAAAACCGGAUUUUCAUUAUGCUAAGUAA